AACGGAACGCAGCCAAUGGAAAGCAAGGUAAAGGAAUAUGUUAUAAAGGGCAUUCAGGCCCAGUCAUCGAAUGAGACGAUUAGGUAUGUUAGUUGGAAGCGAGAUUGAAGGAGACACGCGGAAAAAGUCUCAAAGGAACAGGAAGCAAAAGCAAAAACUUUGCAAGGAAUAUUGAAUGUAAACACAAUCGAAACUGACACAAGUAAGUCGGAGUGUACGAUAGAUCUGACUAAAAUGAGUACAUGCAAGGAGAGAUGCAUGGCACAGCUGACGUGUCCUAUAUGCACGGAAUUAUUUGUAGAAGCAACUAUGUUGAGUUGUACGCACAUCUUUUGUCACGACUGUAUAGAAUCGUGGAACAGAGGACAGAAGAACCGUGCCUGUCCAGUAUGCAGCAAGCCAGUAACAUCGAUGAUCAGAUCGACAGGUCUAGAUGAUCUUAUUGAGAAUAUGAUCGCCGACUUUCGUGACUUUCCUCCCGAACUUAAGAACAAAAGAAAGGAACGUAUGCAAGAAAGAGAAGCAUCGGAAAAGAAGGCAUAACGACUGUAUUAAAACACAAGUCGCACGAAACGCAAAAAGACGAAUGCUAUAGUAUUUCUUUUUUUUUUGUUAAUUAUGUAAAGAAGAAUAUUUACUUAUUUUUCCUAAUUUAAGCCGCUGCAAUCUCUGUUAUCUUCUCGAACGCUGCAAAUUUCACGUUUACGCAAAUUACAUUUAUGUUUAUAUAUCGGCGUCUACAAUUGACUAUGUUUCACGUGCACGUAUCGGCGCACAUAUCGCUCAUGUAAAGCCGAGAGAUUGAAUAAAUUUAACUUGUUACAUUC
Messenger RNA from Wasmannia auropunctata (little fire ant), 827 nucleotides. Its product is annotated as E3 ubiquitin-protein ligase RNF8-like. The record is from RefSeq and is a predicted model, not a curated record. Gene Ontology annotation, molecular function: metal ion binding. NCBI's taxonomy places the organism in Eukaryota, Metazoa, Arthropoda, Insecta, Hymenoptera, Formicidae. The transcript is spliced from 3 exons. The coding region runs from base 235 to 543 and encodes 102 amino acids.